AGCUUAUAAAUACGUAUACCGAUGUGCCAGUUUUAUCAACAGAAACACAUUUGCGAUAAUAAUUGAUUAAAGUUAAAAUACUCGAUCUUGGUCGAUUUGUCAACAUCAUAAAUGGUUUCGUCCGACAUUCUCCGCAGUCUGCAGUAAAUAUGGCGUCACUGAAAAGUAGCCAGACUCUAGAAACUUCCCCUCAGUAAACACAACUAACGAAGAGGACACAAACAAAAAAACUUCUAUUUGUGAACACAUAUAUUUUUGUAGGUAUGCCCAGGAAAAAGCCAUUCAGCAACAAGCAGAAAAAGAAGCAGCUGCAAGUCAAACGGGAGAGAAAACGAGGUGACACUGGAUCCGGGCCAAGUAGCCGCAAUGCCAGCGUGGAGCGAGGAGAACGCCAGUCGGACACAUCAGACAGCGAAACCACAGAUGUCAGGAGAAUAAACCAGCAACCCACCAGCAGAGAGGGGAGAUAUGAUCCCAACAGAUUUCGUCUACACUUUGAAAAGGAGAGCAAAGAGGAUGUGGAGAAGCGAAAGAAGAUCGCCCGGGAGAAGAUUCUGCAGCCUGUCUCGGACAAGGAACUGGAGAUCGGCAUCAAUGACAUCUACCCUCCAGAGCGAGGCCUGGGUUUCCCACGACGGCCGCCCUGGAACUACGAGAUGAGCCGCGAGGACUUGCUACGGAAAGAGGAGAAGUCAUACAGGCAGUAUCUGGAUGAGCUGCACUUCAAAAACCCACCUGGAUCUCUCAGCCACUUUGAGCACAAUCUGGAGACAUGGAGGCAGCUAUGGCGAGUGUUAGAGAUGUCCGACGUCGUCCUCCUCAUCGUGGACAUCAGGCAUCCGGUGCUGCAGUUCCCCCCUGAGGUCUACCGCUGCAUCACAGGUGAGCUGAAGAAGCAGAUGGUGCUGGUGCUGAACAAAGUGGACCUGUGUCCACCCCCGCUGGUGAUAUCAUGGAAACACUACAUGACCUCGCAGUUCCCCCAGCUGCACAUUGUUUGCUUCACCUCUCACCGCGGACAGUCGUACAGCACAGUGCUGCAGAAAAAGCGGAUGAGGCGGAAGGCUGACUGGAGUCAUGCUGGAGGUCCCACAGAGAUCCUCAAGGCGUGUCAGGAUAUCACAGCAGGCAGAGUCGACCUGUCAAGCUGGGAGCAGAAGAUCCAGGCAAAUGCCGUUGCCGAGCAACUGGAUGGGGACGGGCCCGACGAGGAUGCAGAGUCGGUACUGGUGGAGCAUCAAAGCGAUAGUGCCAUGGAGAUGAGCAGCCCUUCGCAGGAGCUCUACAAGGAUGGCGUUCUCACUCUGGGUUGCAUAGGCUUUCCAAAUGUGGGCAAGUCAUCUGUUAUCAAUAGCCUUGUGGGGAGGAAGGUGGUGAGCGUGUCCCGGACACCAGGCCACACCAAAUACUUCCAGACCUACUACCUCACCCCCACAGUCAAACUCUGCGAUUGCCCCGGACUCGUCUUUCCCUCCUGUGUCGAUAAACAGUUGCAGAUUCUGGCCGGCAUCUACCCGGUGUCCCAGCUGCAGGAGCCUUACAGCUCAGUCGGUUAUCUGUGCGAGAGGACCCCCUUCCUCUCCGUGCUCAAGCUCAAACAUCCCAAUUUACAAGAACUUAGCACCCAAGGAGACCAGAGUUCUGAGGAGCCCCCCUGGACCGCCUGGGAUGUUUGCGAGGCUUGGGCUGAGAGGAGAGGCUAUAAGACGGCCAAAGCCGCUCGGAACGACGUCUAUCGAGCAGCCAAUAGCCUUCUGAGGUUAGCCACCGACGGCCGACUCUGCCUCUGCCUCAGACCGCGCGGUUACAGCUGCCUGAGAGAGCACUGGGAAAACCACACUGACAUCCCAGAGAUCCUGGCCUUGCAGGGAAGGACGUCUGAGGAGGAUGCCGCAGGAAAGAGGGAUGAUGAAGAGGAUGGUGAGUCCAGCACUGAGCCCGAGGAAGAGAGGGACCGGGACGCGGACGACGACGAUGACGGCGACGAAGACGAGGGGUUCGGGCAGGCAAGGCGAAAGGAAGAUACGACGCCUGGCAUAGCCGUUAACAUGUUUAAUGUCCUUCGAGAAAAUGAAUGCUGCUAUUGUAAGUUUGGAUUGGUCUGAACUCUGCAGGAAGAAGCUAGUUAGCAUGCCUGCUAAUGAUACCAGACGACGCCAUGGCAUUUGCCUCCUGCAGUUCGCCAAAUAGCCACUAGAUGGCAUAAG
This is a messenger RNA of Dunckerocampus dactyliophorus (ringed pipefish), 2207 nucleotides long. RefSeq names its product guanine nucleotide binding protein-like 1 (gene gnl1). The transcript is spliced from 13 exons. The record is from RefSeq and is a predicted model, not a curated record. Gene Ontology annotation, molecular function: GTP binding; GTPase activity. NCBI's taxonomy places the organism in Eukaryota, Metazoa, Chordata, Actinopteri, Syngnathiformes, Syngnathidae. Bases 264 to 2105 code for a protein of 613 amino acids.